UUGCCAUCAUGUAUAAUAUUUAACCCCGGUCUAAUAUCAUGUAAACGCCUCAGUUAGAACAUUUUAAUGUGCUCAGGCGACAAGGAAAAAGCUGUGGGUCGGUUGCGGCGGUUGUUUUUGAGAAUCGCGGGGUUUGUAGUUCUUUAUCCCGCUGCUGUCACGCAUGCGAGUCCGCUUGCCUCGCACACGUGCAGCCGACAGAAAACCGACAACUAUUCAGUGUAAUUCGUCAAGCUUCCCACAUUUUGUCAGUCAUGUCGUUUAGUUUUAACUUCGAUGUACAUGUACAAACAGGUCCGGACGACGUGGACUGCAAGGAGUUGCAAAAUGGAAAGCCAGAUUAUGCAGCUAAAUCUACAGAGGAUAGUGACAAGCCAGCAGAGCCGGUAAAACUGGCCAAAGAGCACCAUCCAUCAUCAGAUCCAGAUUUGCUCCUUAUGGAUGCUGUCCCUGAAACAGUCACCAUUGGCACGCUUCCUCCUCUCCACUUCCUGAAUGAGACUGUGUUUGAGAAGACAGCCUCAGAGAGAGAAGAUGGGGAAAAGAUUCUUUCUCGUACUGCUGAGCAGAGGUCUGAUCUCAUUUCUGGUGUUUAUGAGGGUGGGCUGAAGGUGUGGGAGUGCACUUAUGACCUUCUGGAGCUGAUUGAGAAAGAUGGAGAGACUUUUGGGGGGAAGAGGGUUUUGGACCUGGGCUGUGGGGCGGGAUUGUUGGGAAUACUGGCUCUGAGAAGAGGAGCCAGGCAGGUCCACUUCCAAGAUUAUAACAGCACAGUUAUUGAACAGCUCACAUUACCAAAUGUACUGCUGAACUGCCAUGAGGAUGAUGUGGAGAGUGAGGAAGAUGAAGAAGGGAAGGGUAAGGGAAAGAAACAUAAAGACGGUGUUUGCAAGAAGACAGUGACAGAAAAGGACAAGGAGAAGGAGGAGGCAAGGGAUGAUGAUGAGCCACCACCAAAAAAGAGAGCCUUAGCUCCAUCCCAGCACACAUCACUGACCAGGUGCCGUUUCUUCUCCGGUGAUUGGACCACGUUCCUUGCUUUGGUUUUGAAAGAGGACCCGGCUCCCAAAUAUGACAUUGUUUUCACUUCAGAGACCAUCUACAACACAGCAUAUUACCCAGCACUGCAUGAGGUCCUGCACAGACUGCUGGCACCAGAUGGACUUGUAUAUCUGGCCACCAAAUCCCACUAUUUUGGCGUAGGAGGUGGGCUACACUUGUUCAAGAACUUUGUGGAGCAGAAGGGUAUUUUCUCUAUAAAUCACCUGUGGGAUAUGGAAGAAGGACUUAAGAGACAUGUUGUGGGCCUGCGCUUCAAAAUGGUAAAGACCUCUUGAAUUAGUUAAGCGGUCCUACAUAACAGUAUGUGCCUUCACACAGUCUACUCUCUGUAACUGUAAUUCUGUAACUUGAUGUAUACCAGCCGGGCAAAAAGUGGAUGUUCUGGAAAGUGCAGAAGUGUAAUGAGUUCAACUGAGGACUGUCAUGGACUGUGAACCCAGAAUCAAAAGGUGUGGUUAAUCACUACGUUGAUCAAUAUAAAUGGUUGUGGAAAAACACCACACCUUGUAGAGAGUUGUGAAAAUUACAGGAAAUGAAUGAAUACAGAAUUUGUAAUGAAAUCUUUUUACUCUGCUGUAUUUAAGUUGUGUAUGUUACCACAGAAAUGGUACAAAGACGUGCUAGAAUAAAAGAUGCUGUUUCAUCUUCCAUUUGCUCUUUGGU
Molecule: messenger RNA, 1725 nt
Organism: Myripristis murdjan (pinecone soldierfish)
Lineage: Eukaryota; Metazoa; Chordata; Actinopteri; Holocentriformes; Holocentridae
Gene: mettl18
Product: methyltransferase 18, RPL3 N3-histidine
Exons: 2
Coding region: 255-1337 (360 amino acids)
Biological process (GO): peptidyl-histidine methylation, to form tele-methylhistidine
Cellular component (GO): nucleus
Molecular function (GO): protein-L-histidine N-tele-methyltransferase activity
Source: RefSeq, a predicted model, not a curated record